Lactuca sativa (garden lettuce) is the source of this 2767-nucleotide messenger RNA. RefSeq names its product ubiquitin-associated (UBA)/TS-N domain-containing protein / octicosapeptide/Phox/Bemp1 (PB1) domain-containing protein (gene NBR1). Gene Ontology annotation, molecular function: protein binding; zinc ion binding. Lineage: Eukaryota; Viridiplantae; Streptophyta; Magnoliopsida; Asterales; Asteraceae. The record is from RefSeq and is a predicted model, not a curated record.
AAGAAAGAAAGAAAUUCUACCUCUUCACACCGUUCUUUAUAUACCCGACCCAAAAUUCAUUCCUUUUCCAUAACCUCAUAGCGAUUGAAAUCGCUUCUCUCUUCGCGGCUCACGGCUACGCGUUUCGAUCAAUUUUCUAUCAUCCAAUCUAACUGGGUUUUCUUUCUUAUCGUUAAUAAUCAAUCGGAGCUAUUUUAUCUUCGUUUUCGCAAGCGUUGUUUCUGUUUCUUUCAAGGGUUGUUAUCACUUCAGUCUCUCACAUGGCUUCUUCGUCGAUCGUGAUCAAGGUUAAGUUCGGUAAAACUCUCAGGCGCUUCAGUGCAUCCAUCAAUGACAAUAAUCUUGCUCUUGACACUGUUGCUUUGAGGGAAAAGAUACGUAGUCUCUUCAACUUCAAUCCCGAUGUUGAUUUUACUCUCACAUACGUUGAUGAAGAUGGAGAUGCAGUCACUCUUGCUGAUGAUGAUGAUCUUCGUGAUGUUGUUGGACAGUCUCUGAACCCUUUAAGGAUCACUGUCAUGCUUGAAAAUGGCAGCAAUGGUGGAUCAUCUGGGACCCAAACCCCAACCCCAACAACAACAACGUUCCCCCUGAGAACAUCACAACCCCAGAUCCCUUUUGGACCAAUUCCAAAUGUGCUGUCUGAAUUUCUUAAAUCUAUGCCUGAACCCCUGCGUGAUCAAAUUACAAAACUGCCCCUCGAGUUGGCAUCCAAAGCAACACCCUCUACCCCUAUGAUAUCUGAACUUGUGGAAAAGAUGACACAUGCAUACCUGAAUCAAAUUUCUGGUUCCAUGGCUACACCAAGUGCCCACACCCCUAGUGGUGAGGCAUCAACUGUGAAGAAUAGUAAGCCUGAAGCUGAAAGUUCAAACUCAAAGAACAAAGAGAAGGUUGAAAAGAUGUCUGAAGGUGUGAAGUUUAAAGAUGUUGUUCAACCACCAAAACCCAUGGAUCUUAAUGCUCCUUACUUUGACUAUGAAGCUUUUCCAUCAGUUGUGGAAGGGUAUAAUGGGAAUUCCUCUACUGAGAAAAACAAAGACACUACUGAUGGUGUGGAGAACAAGAAAGAUUUUGGAUGGGCUCAGGGGAUGUUGAAUGCAACUAAUCAAUGUCCAUUUUCAGGGAUGCCAUUACCUAAUGAGUCAUAUCAUCAUCAUCCUUCUCGUGGACAUGGUCAUCAUCAUCAUUGGAAAAGAUAUGGCCAUGGAAAUGGCUUAGGAAGUCUAGUAUUCCAUCGAGGUGUUCGUUGUGAUGGUUGUGGAGUCCACCCGAUAACCGGGCCCCGUUUCAAAUCCAAAGUGAAGGAAGAUUAUGAUUUAUGCAGUGAUUGUUUUGCUGGAAUGGGAAAUGUUUCUGAUUACAUAAGAAUGGAUCGUCCAACUAAUCCUGUUAGGCAUCAUAUGCCUUUCAGAGGUUACCAUGAUCCUUCUGUUCGUAUUCCAACUCCUGGUUUGCCUCAUGCUUUGAGGGCUCCUGGAAGUAAGUUGCCAAGGGCAAAGCUUGAUAGCAGAUUCAUUCUUGAUGUGAAUGUUCUUGAUGGAACAACCAUGGCGCCUUUCACUAAUUUUACUAAAAUCUGGAGGAUGAGGAACAAUGGGACUGUUAUUUGGCCAUGUGGCUCACAGCUUCAAUGGAUUGGAGGUGAUAGGUUGAGCAAUUCUGUCUCUGUUGACAUCGAGAUUCCAAGUGAUGGGUUGGGUGUGGAGCAGGAGCUUGACAUUGCAGUUGACUUUAAUGCCCCUGAGCUUCCAGGUCGAUACAUUUCAUACUGGCGUAUGGCAUCCCCAUCUGGACAGAAGUUUGGACAGCGUGUUUGGGUCUUAAUCCAGGUGGAUUCCUCCAUGAAAGACAUGGGUGAAACCCAAAUCAAUCUCAACCUGCCACCUGUCAAGAUGAACAACCCCCAUGUGGGCCCUAUCCCUGAGCCUGAAGUUAUCAAUGAAAACACCAUUCUUACUGGAAACAAUUUGAUCAAGGUCAAUGAUUCUACUGAAGAUACACCUCCUGCUAAUAAUCAGGACAUGGAUUUUCCAAUCAAUGACACCUUGAUUAUCACCAGUAAUGGCAUGGCUACUACUGUUGCACCACCGGUGGGCUCUCCUGUUUUCCGGUCUGCUGAGGUGGAAAAUGCUUUGGCCAUUGUUUCUAAAGAGCCGCCUGCUUAUCCUACUGUGGACUUCUCUGAAGUGCCGCCUGUGAUUACUGGUGCCACCUCGUCUCCGGUGGCGGUGGUGGACCCAUCUGGAUCUGCUCAGGAGGGAAGUGAGGAUCAUCUUCUUCAGGAGGAGAAUCUGCUGGUGGAGCUGGAAGCAAUGGGGUUUAAGCAGUUGGAUUUGAACAAGGAGGUGUUGAGGAUGAACAAUUAUGAUCUUGAGAAAUCAGUUGAUGAUCUUUGUGGUGUUUCAGAGUGGGAUCCGAUGCUUGAAGAGUUGCAGGAAAUGGGCUUUGUUGAUGAGGAAGCCAACAGGAGGCUUUUGAAGAAGAACAAUGGAAGCAUCAAGCGUGUGGUGAUGGAUCUCAUCAAUGGAGAGAGAGCUUGAUUUGAAGAAGUCGCUUUUUAAGUGAUGAUUAUCUAAAUAAAUUGAAGUGGAUCAAGACUUGGUUUUUUUUUUUUUUUUUUUAUGUGUGUGUGUUAUGUGUGUGUUGGUGAAUAAUGAAGGAUGUUUAUUAUGUGUGGGGUUGAUGUUGGUUUAUGGAACUUUGAUGCUGUAUGCUCUCAUUAUAUGACGUUGUUUGUAAUAUAAGAUGGGUUUUUGUUUGUGUA